This is a messenger RNA of Paralichthys olivaceus (Japanese flounder), 3475 nucleotides long. NCBI's taxonomy places the organism in Eukaryota, Metazoa, Chordata, Actinopteri, Pleuronectiformes, Paralichthyidae. The record is from RefSeq and is a predicted model, not a curated record.
ACGGGGAGCGUCUGUGUUUCCGAGCCGGCUCCCCCGACAACUUGUUGGAUUUUAUUCUGUGAAGUGUGGAGUUGGUGGUGUUGUUAAACAGUGACUGUUAGCCCGGUUAGCUAAUUGUGUUGAAGCUUCCAGGAGACACGAGGUGGCUCGAGCGUAGAGGAACUGUAAUGAGGACCAUGGAGUAACAAGCUUCAAAUUAGCAGCUAUCUGAUUAGCUCCUCACUGCAAACCACACCUUCCUCCAUCUAGUCCCCUCCAUCUGUGGGCCCCCCACCCAGCCAUGGCGGACCCAGGGAUGUUGAGUCUAUUUGGGGACGAUGCAGGGCUGUUCUCAGAUGGAUUAGAUGCUUUAGGAGGCUGCUUUCCUCAGCAGCCUGCCCCUGGCCAGUCCAACCCCCUAGCUCAGCAGACUAAUCCCUCUCUGAACCAUGAGCACCAGGGAAGCAGGGGUUACCACCAGGGGAUGAUCCAUGCCGCUGGGAGUGGCCCAGGGCAGCCUAAAUUGGGGCAAAUGUAUGACCAUGUCCCCUACACAGGCUACGAUCAAUCUGGUGCACCUGGAGGACGAAUGAUGGCCCAGAAUGGUCCCAGCCAGGGGCCACCAAAUGUGAAUGUGGCCAUGAAUGGCAUGGCUUCCCACUACCAUAAUAAUCCAGCUAACUCAAGUAACCCCCACCACGGGUACCCAGGAGAGGCUGGGGCAGGAGGAGGUGGGAGUGGAGUUUGGGGCCAGCAGCAGCAGCAGCAGCAGCAGCAGCAGCAGCAACAACAACAACAACAGAGCAGAUCAGCAUAUCAGCCGCCUCCAACACAACCAGGGGGUGGCCCCAAUCAGAUGGGAGGCUACCAGAUGUCUCAAGGCAACUAUGGUGGGAUGCAAGGCCCACCUACACCCAAUGCAGCUCGCAUGAACCAACACUAUCCGCCACAGAGCAUGGCACCACCACCUGCUCAGGACCCAUCUCACUACAUGGGACAUGUUGGAAUGGGAGGAGCCCAGAUGAGACACCCACAGCCCCAACCAACCCCCCAGGGCUAUCCCAACAUGGGUCACACACCCCAAUAUCCACACUCCCCCUCUAGACAGCCUCCGCAUACCCACCAGCACCAACAGGGUAUGGGUGGGUUUGGGGGAAGCCAGUACCCUGGGUAUCAGGCCCAGUAUGGAGCCAUUGGACCUGGGAUGGGCCAGAGUGCUAAUACUACCGUCAGUACUAACACCAGCCAGGCAUUGGGAACAGGGCAGCUUGGUCAGAGGUUUAACCAUGGAUCAGGCCCAGCAGCUGGGCAGCAGGGGCAGCGAUAUCCCCCGGCACCACCACACCAACCCCAGCCCCUUCCAACGCAUUCUGCCCCUAUGCAGCAGCAGACAGGGCAGCAGGGCCAGCCUAUGCACCCAUUAAACCACACUCAACACCCCCAGAAUGUGCCCCAGUCCCAAAAUCAACCCCAGUCCCACCUUGCCCCCCCAGCUCAGGGAUCUUACCCCUCCCCCGCAUCUAUGUCCCCCAUGCGGGUUUUGGGAACCCCAACCCCUCCUCCCCAACAGGGCAGACCCCCUAGUGCAGGACUAGCUGGGCCCCCAGAGGUUGCAGGGUACACAGCCCUACAGUCUCCACCCAAUGCUAUGCCCCAUCCACAGAGAACUUCGCAAAACCCUUUAUCUGCCCCUCAACACCAGCAGCCCCACAACAUGCCCCCCAAUGCAGGGCAGAUAUAUCCCAAUAUGGGGCCGCAGCGUGGUCAACAAAUGGGUCCAAAUAGGCCUCAGCAAGGACCUCAUGAAGCUCCAGUCAGCCAAGGGGGAGACCAGCGUCUACUCCAAGCACAGCAGCAGUCCUCACGAGGCGGGCAGCCCCUGCAGUCCGCUCCCAUGGGUUUCCAGGGUGCACCUGUCAGUCAACAUGGAGCUCCAGCCUCAAACCAGGGCUUGGCACCACCCUCCCAGAACGCUCAGACACAGCACACACACCUGCCCCCCCAGCACCUGCAGAGCACACCCCCCCAAUCUGCCCAGGGAUCCAACCCAUGGGCAUCCACGCCUACUGCCCCCCACCCACUCUCCUCACCCCCUCUUACUCCACAAAAAGUGCCUCACGUACAGCAUUCCCCCACAGACCCGUCAGGCGAUGCCUCAAUGAUGGUUCCUGAAAGGCCGACCGUUUGCGCUGGUGUGCCCAGCCAGCCAAUCAGCACAGAGCAGCCCAGCAACCAGGAGACCAAGCCAAAAAAGAAGAAGAAGAAAGCAAAAGUAGUGGAUGAAGAAGAAGAGGGAGGGAAGAAGGCAGCAAGAGGAAGCGCAGAGGCAGACUUAAAGUCGGAAUUUCAUAGAUCAGGAAGUGAGGCAGGUGAACAGGUUACUGGCACAGAAAUUGUAGACGGAUCUUCACCAACGGUGGAAGAGAAGAAAAAGCGGAAAAAGAAACCAAAGGAGAAGGCAGAGGGCAAGGAGCCCAAGACCCCUAAGACGCCCAAAACGCCCAAGACCCCCAAAGAGCCCAAGGAGAAGAAAGCAAAGAGCUCCAUGCCCAAGACCAAGACCCCCAAGAAAACAAGCAGUAAGAAGGUGGAGUCAGAGGUCGGGGCUGGCACAGCUAAGAAGGAUUCCAAGAGGAAGAGAGAGUCAUCAGUCAGCGAUGAUGUGGAGGUGAAGAGUCCACCACCAUCACCUCCUGAAGAUGAAGAUGAUGACGGUGUACAGGUAAAAGACCAAUACAAGGAAUCAUACCCUGGAGGCAUCAACCCUCUGCUGUUGAACAGUCUGUUUGGAGGGAUGGACCUGUCUUCUCUCCAGAGCCUCCAGUCUCUCCAGUUGGCUGCUGGUCUGAUGGCCUUUCCUCCCCCCACUGACCCCAAGCAGGCCGCUGCCAGCGCUGCUGCCGCCUCCAUGCUGCCCCUCAUGCUGCCUGGCAUGGGAGGCCUGCCCAACAUGUUCAGCUUAGGCAGUCUGUUUGGGGGUAACCUGGCAACAGCCACAGCUGCUGCAUCCAACGCCGCCAUCUCUGCCGCUGCGUCAGGGAACACAAACGGAACAAUGGAGGGAGAGAGUGCUGAGGCGUCCAUCAACGGUGAUGCUGCCGCCCUGCUGGCAGCAGCUGGCAUGUCCGCCAACUCUCUGGCAUUCAACCCCUUCCUCCUCUCCACCAUGGCCCCUGGCCUCCUCUACCCCUCCAUGUUCCUACCUCCAGGCCUCGGGGGGCUCACCCUGCCUGGCUUCCCCACCGCCUCCACGCUGGCAGAGCUGCAGAGUGCCAUGGCCGGAGUGCUGGGGGGCAACAACAUUUCCACAAACCCCCCUAGAGUUGAGGUGGAGAAACAGGCUGUGCUCUGCCAGAUCACUUGUCAUGGAUUUGCCCAGAUUAGUAAUUAUCCAGUCUUAUUGUUCAACAAACUCUACAUGAUGGUGAUGACAAUCGAGAUCCGCAAAGAUCUAGAUGUGGAUCAGAAGAAUCCCAUUAAACGGGCAAGCCUCUGA